Molecule: messenger RNA, 1359 nt
Organism: Pseudonaja textilis
Lineage: Eukaryota; Metazoa; Chordata; Lepidosauria; Squamata; Elapidae
Gene: ABHD11
Product: abhydrolase domain containing 11
Biological process (GO): lipid metabolic process
Cellular component (GO): mitochondrion
Molecular function (GO): carboxylic ester hydrolase activity
Source: RefSeq, a predicted model, not a curated record
UGGGGCGGUAGAAAUGGUCUUCAUGAAAGUCAGACCAAAACUGACCUAGGCAAGAAAACCCCACAUUAUUGCCAUAUAUCCCCUUCAUCUCCUGGUCUCCACCUCGAAGCAAAGGGGGAUGAUGCUGGUUCUGGAUAAUGGUGACUUGUUGGAGUCCCGUAAAGUAAGCCGCCGCCACAGUUAACAUGCCAGUGCCUCUAUCAUAUGCCAUUUUUGAUGGACCCUCAUCAGAUCCUCCACUUGUUUUCCUGCAUGGGCUGUUUGGAAACAAAUCCAAUUUUUCAUCCCUCGCAAAAAAGUUAGUGCUCCAAACUGGUCGCAAGGUGCUAACAAUAGAUGCCCGCAACCAUGGGGAUAGCUCCCACAGCCCCAUCAUGACCUAUGAAGCAAUGAGUGCUGACAUCCGUCUCUUUCUGAACCAGCUGCAUCUCAAUAGGUGUGUCUUAAUUGGCCACAGCAUGGGCGGCAAGACAGCUAUGGUAUUCGUGUUACAAUGGCCAGAACUGGUAGAGCGCUUAGUGUGUGUUGACAUCAGUCCUAGCCAAACAAAAGAUAUCAGUGGCUUUCAGAAUUACAUCGCUGCCAUGAAAGCAGUGGAUAUCCCUAGAGGUAUUCCUCGUUCCACUGCACGCCGUAUGGCCGAAGAACAACUGCGCCCAACUAUUCAGGAGCCAACUAUCCUCCAUUUUCUACUUACAAACCUAGUGAAUGCUGAGGACCAGUUUGUAUGGCGUGUAAAUCUAGAGGCCAUUUCACAGCAUCUGAAUGACAUCAUGAGUUUUCCUGACUUCCAGACAUCUUAUCUAGGGCCUACUCUCUUUCUUGGGGGUUCCAAAUCUGGCUAUAUUAGUUCCAAUAACUACCCUGAGAUCAAACGGCUCUUUCCUGAUGCUGAAAUCCAGCAUAUUCCUGAUGCAGGGCACUGGGUUCAUGCAGAUCAGCCCCAAGAAUUCAUCACUGCCGUUUGCAAUUUCAUUGCACUCCAUCCACGCUAGAAUUUCUGAACAGAUCCACACAAACUAUCCUACCAAGAACAGAACAGAACAGACAGAGGUGGAAGGGACCUUGGAGGUCUUCUAGUCCAACCCCCUGCCUAGGCAGGAAAGCCUAUACCACUUCAGACAAGUGGCUAUCCAACCUCUUUUUAAAAACUUCCAGGUUGGAACAUUCACAACUUCAAGAUUGGAAGUUUUCUCAUUGGACUUACUGUUGUACGUGACUCAUGGUCUGAUUUCAAAAGCUCCAUGCGAGUGAUCCAUUUAGUGUAUCGGUCAAAUUGUCAGUCCUUCCCUAGUGAUUUGCUGCUUGGAAGAGUUAGAGGUGGGAGUUAAGAGAAUGAGAGAAAAGAGAGGUGUUAGA